Messenger RNA from Ruditapes philippinarum (Manila clam), 1581 nucleotides. RefSeq lists its product as uncharacterized. The record is from RefSeq and is a predicted model, not a curated record. The transcript has 2 exons. The coding region runs from base 215 to 862 and encodes 215 amino acids. NCBI's taxonomy places the organism in Eukaryota, Metazoa, Mollusca, Bivalvia, Venerida, Veneridae.
GGACAUAAAUGGCAACAGACACUGUAUUUCCGGUUCCGGCUUUUUGACAGCACGUCAAAUUUUAUAAAUUAUUGACAUUUUAUACUAUUUAUGACUUUUGUAUGGACCAGGAAUGGUUUUAUAUGGGUCUAUCUAAUUACCAAAUUAUAAGAUUUAGCAGAAAAAAGCAAAAACAACAAUCUACAAAAUUAAAAACCUAUUGUGCUGAAAUAAGAUGCUGAAUAGAACAAGUAUAGAGGAAGCAAACAAACACCUACAGGCAUUGUACAGUCGAGUAAGUGAGCUUGAAAGUACUGUUCAAGAACAACAAAGUGCUUUGUCUGCAAAAGACUCAUUUAUACAAACAAAAAUAAAAGAACUAUCCCAUCAAGACCUUGUGAUAAAGGACUUGAGGAAUAAGUUGGAAGAACGUGAUGUAGAAGUAAGUAAAAAUAAUGAAAUUAUUACAAUCCUGCAGAAAGAAUUGCUCGCUAAAAAUGCUCAGCUGGACAUUCUCAAACAAAAGUGUAAAGCAUUAAGUGAUUUAAUGGAUCUCAUUCCAGACUUGAAGGCAUAUUGUUCAAAAGUUGAAGCAGUAGCUCUUAUUGUAAAUGACAUUGAUGAUGGAUAUGUACGUGUUAACGCAAGUCCAAGUCUAUCUGAUGAAGCUGAUAAUACGGACGGAGGUGACAUAGGAAAUCAUUCUGCAGGAAGUGGAAUACAUGAAGUGGUUGCUGAUGAAUCGAUAAGUGUUGGUGAAAUGGCAAGGAGUUUUGUGCAGUUGGAGGGAACUAAAAAGUUCUCAGUGACAGAGGAUGAUUUAGAUGAAAGUGAAAUAAUUACUGUUAGAAAUACAAGUGUAAAGAAGGAACACUACUUUUGAUUGUUAAGAAAAUUUGUUAAAGUGUUUAACAUAUAAAGUUUCUGAUAACAUUGUUCAUUUUAGGACAAAAUAUGGUUGUUAUUUAAACUUAGCAAUAUAUGGAAGAAAAGAAUACAUACUAUAUUACGCUGGUCUUUAUAUUAAUUUUCUUUUUAAAAUUAUGUUAAUAUUUUCCUCAUAUUGAAUGGCAAUUUAUAAUUUUGAAGAAUGUGUCAGAUGUGGAAGUUAAAUUAUGUAGAUAAUGAUUUACUUAGUUGACAUGUAAUUACAAACAAAGUCCUUCAAUGGAAUUAUUCUUGUAAAUAAAGGCAAGCUCAAUAUGCCUCAAAAAUAUUAUUUCAAAUAAAUGGCAACUGGAAACUUGCAUCUGACACAUUUAAACUUUUGAUGUUUUAAUUUUCUCCCAUAUUAGCUGAAGGCACCCUAAAAUUAUGUUUAUGUAGAGGUCAGUUGAAUUAGUUUUAGCUUAAUUAGUAUUGAAUCCGAAGAAGAUCACAGGGUUACAAGGGGUUAUAUUUUGUAUAGGUUUUGUAUUAAGUGCAGGGAUUUUAUUGUAAAUUAAGGUUGUUAUUAAUGAUCUAAUGAAAUUUAACACUUCUCUUUAAUGAUUAUUUGAAUUACAUAAUUAUUAUGUCAAUCUGUCUUUCUUUUUCACAUUUGUUAUGCAUUGACUCAUUAAAUGUACUUUAUUGAUUUUAAAAGGAGAAAAAUCUCUUACU